AAGCACAUGGGUUGUCAAUGAUGCUAUGAUCAGAGAAAUUAUGAUUUCUGCUCUUAAAAAUGAGUCUCAGGGAGAUUGUAACGCUUCAAGUGGGACAUUAUUCAAACUUUGUUGGAACACAUUGGUGGAAUUUGCAGGAGGCAUCUUUUGUAUAUGAUACAAAAUCCUCACCAGCAGAUAAAGAAAUAAACCAUGAUGUGUUGUUCAGAGAGGGGAGGAAUCUUAUGGGUGAUGUCACAUUCACACCACGCCUGAUAUCUGUUGACCUGAAGGACAGCCUUAACACACUCCGUCAAGAGGGGACGCUGUAUGAUGUUAAGCUUGAGGAGGAUGUUAACUGGGAAGGGGAUGUAACUCUGCACAAUUCCAUCUUCACUCCCAAAAAUAAAUUCUUACAAGACCUUGAAAAAGAAGAUGAAGCCCUGUUGUCAGAUGGCAAUAAUUUGGAGAAAACACGUGAUGUAGAAGAGGCUGGUGACACCCCAGACAAGAAUGUAGCCAAGAAUGAAAAAGUGGAACAGAUCUUUGGCCCAAAGUAUUAUAACCUUGAUUCAGAGGUCAAAGUCUGGUCUGACUUUCUGAGGAUUCAUCUUCAUCCCAGAUCUCUUAAUAUUGUACAGGAAUAUACCCAUAAUAAUCCCGUGGAGCCGUUCGACAUCUAUGGGUGUGGUGAGAGGCUUUUCUCCAGCUAUUCUCAGAGAACAUCCAUGGAGGAUCAGAUCCACUUCUUCACUGAAGAGUCAGACAAUCUUCAGGGUUUUCACAUUCUGAGUGAUGUUUACAAUGGCUUUGGGGGAAUAACGUCAUGGAUUUCUCAGUAUUUGGAGGAGGAAUUCCCGAACAAAGGGACAUUGACCUUUGGGAUGCACCCAGCAGUGCCUUCCACCAAUCAUCCCAGUGAGAGCAUCCAUCAUGUGAUCACCUCCUUGCUGUCAUAUGACAAGCUGACCUCCAUGACCUCCUUGGUUGUCCCCUUAUCUCUGACCUCCAGGCUGUGGAAACCUCCUGGGGCUCCUUUGGAAUUUCAUCAUCUAAACUAUAAGCCUGAGUUGUUUUACCAUACAAGUGCUGUUUUGGCAUCUGCGCUGGACACAGCCAGCCUGCCUUACCGUCUGGAAUCCAACCCAUGCCGACUCUCUGACAUCACACACUCCUUCCACCACAUGGGACGUAGAGUAGCUGGAUUGAGCGCAUCUCUGCCCUUCCCAAUGCCAUCCUCCAGCACCUUGGUGGACACACUCGUCUCUCGUCAGGGGGGACUACUCUGGACUGGCCUCACUCCUGGGUUGACAGGGAAUGCUCUCCCUUAUAUGCAGUCAGUGGUCCUCAGAGGAAUACCUGAUGCCCGUGUAAAGAGUGGCAAACCUCUUCAAGAACUGCCAAGAAUUUUGUCCCAGUGUGAGAAGAAAGAGGAAAUUCUCAAGCUGUACAUUACUGAAAUGUUCCCCACCACACUGAAUACUGAAAUGUUCCCCACCACACUGAAUGCCGGUUGUAUUGUGAGAGAGCCGUGUAAGGUAGGCACUCCCUUCCCUCACAUCUUCAGCCCCAGGGUCUCCUCAUCAGGUUGGCUCUCAGACACACUCAGGUCAGACCAGACAGGAGUAGACAGUGUUCCCAUCAUGACUUCCCUACAGAAUUCUCCAGAAGCGGGCACAUUCCUUCAAGAACUGCACGGUGAAGCUAAGAAAAUCAAUAUCAGAAAGCACCACCAAUUCCUGGAGAAUGGACUGGAGGAAGAUGACUUCAGGGAGAGUUUAGAACACAUACAGACAUUGUUUCAGUGUUACGAUUGAUCACCUGGCAAAAAGCCUUCCUGAGGUGAAGUACAUGUGCUAGUGUGUAGGCAGUACUUUGUAUUGAGAUUCUGGCUGUCUGUCCCCGAGACCUGGCAGCUGUUCAGGAAGAAGUCUUACCACACAUGUAUGGCUGUGUAUGACAGCUAUGUGAAGGCUCAGUGUUAUUCAGUCUAUUCUGAAGGUUCUGGAGGAAUCGAAUUACUAUCUGAAGGAUUGACUGGAUUCAACUUGCCAUCUGAUUUUGUGGCCAGAUUCAAAUUGCCAUGUGAAGGAUUGACUGGAUUCCAGUUAUCAUCUGAACGUGUGGCAGGAUUCAAAUUAUCAUGUGAAUUUGUGGUAGGAUUGAAGUUACCAUCUGAUUUUGUGGAAGGAUUCAAAUUAACAUCUGA
This is a messenger RNA of Liolophura sinensis, 2188 nucleotides long. RefSeq names its product protein misato homolog 1-like. The record is from RefSeq and is a predicted model, not a curated record. Gene Ontology annotation, biological process: mitochondrion organization. The transcript is spliced from 16 exons. Bases 60 to 1796 code for a protein of 578 amino acids. NCBI's taxonomy places the organism in Eukaryota, Metazoa, Mollusca, Polyplacophora, Chitonida, Chitonidae. Gene Ontology annotation, cellular component: mitochondrion; cytoplasm.